ACAUGUCGCCGAGAUCACAAACAAGGACCCGCGACCCUAGACCCUCCUCGAUCGAUCGAAUGAAUCAUCCACUCGCUCGCCAAGGUCAACAAUCAAACAAAGAAACGAACAAGCAAACAAUCCGCUCCCCUGGUUUCUACUUGCCUUGCUUUCAAUGCAACCUGUUGGUUCUCCCAUGACUAUCGGCUGUUUCGGUGCUUGCAGUUCCGCAGAUUCGCCGCAUUGGAGCUAGUCUUCAUUAUCGGAGGAUUUUUCGGUGAUUCCCCGUUUGGCAAUGCCUUUUUGUUUUGUUUGAGCUUUUGGUGCGCAUUUGCAAGGUUGAUUGCCGCAUUUGGGCGACUGGAACCCUCAGGAUCAUUUGAGAUUCGCCUGGAUCGCAGAAAUAGUGGUUUGGUGGGGUUAUCCUCUUGGCCGCAAUGGUGAAGCGGUGGUCUGGGUUGUUGCUUCUGCUGUUUGUUCUAGCUUGUGUCGCCGUCGAAAUCCAAAGAUGUCAUUCUUUGGAGGAAGAGGUAGAGGAGGACAUUAUGCACCCUGUGGAGGAUGGGCUUGAGGAGGAGGACGAACUGGAAGAUUUAGACGAAGGGUUGGAGGAUGUUACAGGCGAUCCCGGUAGUUAUUCCUCCUCCGCGGAUGUCAUAGCUGCCAGCAAGGUGGCCAAUGUGAAUGAUCAGGAUGUGGAGAGAGUGAUUGCAAAGUAUGAGUUCGUUUUGUUGUUGGGGUACGCUCCCUGGUGCACCCAAAGCCAGGAGCUUCUUCCUGAAUUCGCGGCGGCUUCCGUUCAGCUAUCAGACCUCGGAAAUCCUACGGUGCUAGCCAAGCUGGAUGCUGUCAAUAAUCCAUCCGCUGCGGCGCGAUACGAGAUCCGCGGAUAUCCCACUCUUAUCCUCUUCGUUAACGGUUCCCGAGACGAUUAUAGUGGAGGCCACUCCAGGGAGGAGAUUGUUCUUUGGGUACUUAAGAAGACAGGGUCCGCUAUUACGACUAUUUUGAGCAAAGAGUCGGCAGAGUCUUUCUUGAGCAGGAAUGUGACUGCAGUGAUUGGUUACUUCGACAAUCUAGACAGCCCCGAGCAUGAUGCGUUUGCUGCAGCGGCCAAAUUAGAUCUCGACACCGAGUUUGUGUCAACUACAAAUAUAGAAGUUACUCUUCUUUUGUCCCAAGGCGCACCAAUUAGCAGCCCUCCAUUUAUUGCACUGUGCAAGCAAGAACCCGAGCGUUUGUCUGUGUUUGGUGGCAGUUUCAAUGCAGAGGAGAUCGAUUCAUUCGUGAAGCUCAACAAGUACCCUCUUGUCACCGUAUUGAAUUCCAAGAAUGCCAAUUUGGUCUAUGCGAGCCCACUGAAGUUGCAUCUCUUGCUAUUUGCGGAAAGUAAGGAUGAUUAUGUGAAACCUUUGUAUCUGGAAGCAGCGAGGCACUUCAAGGGAAAGGUCAUGUUUUUGGCGAUUGAUUUAAAGGAUGAGGAGUUUUCAAAGCCUAUGCUUGCUGUGUACGGUUUAGACACAGCCAAACCAGUUGUUGCUGGUCUUGACAAUGAGGAUGGAUCAAGGUAUCUUUUGGAGUCGGAUCUCACUGUGGAGAGUUUGAAGGAUUUUGCUGCAGAUUUCUACGCUAGAAAGCUUCCUCUAUACUAUAAGUCUGAUCCUGUUCCUGCUCAGAAUGAUGGUCUGGUUAAGAUAGUUGUGGGGAAGACUGUCGAGAAGAUCGUGAUGGAUGACACGAAGGAUGUUUUUCUUUUUGUGCAUGCCCCUUGGUGCGCAACCUGUGAGAAAGUUGGUCGAAAUUUUGAGAAGUUGGCCAAGCAUGUCCAAGAUGUGUCAUCUCUUGUGAUGGCCAAGUACGAUGCGAACUCAAAUGAGCACCCAAUUUUGAUGGAAGUACCCAACUAUCCAUCGCUUUUACUGUAUCCUGCUGGCCGGAAGUCGAGUUCACCGGUGUCUACAUAUCCAUUACCCUUCUUGAAAACUCUAUUCCUUUCUAGAACGCUUUAUUUUAUUUUAUUUUAUUUUGUAUAUUUUUUAGUUGGGAAAAUGAAUUUCAUAUCAAACAAUGAGAAAAAAUGGCACAAUGUAGAUUGUCUCAUCAACACGCAAUAUUUUGGUACUAGCUAUUUUGGUAUGUAGAGCUGCUUUCGUUGAGAAUUUUCAGAAAUGUUCUGAAGAGCUGAAGUGAAAGACACCGAGUAAUUCACGCUGAUAAGUUGAGCGAUCAACAGUUAUGAUCAAGAUCCUGAACUCGGAAUUGUCGUUUCUGCAGUUAUUGGCGAAGUCACAAGGUAGCUGGAAAAAGCUCUUGGCAUUCUUGAAAGAAAAUGUCGCCAUUCCGUUUCCGGUGAAGGAUGGCAAUGAUGUAGCGGAUUCCGAGGGUCGAAAGGAAA
This is a messenger RNA of Physcomitrium patens, 2374 nucleotides long. Its product is annotated as protein disulfide isomerase-like 1-5. The record is from RefSeq and is a predicted model, not a curated record. Gene Ontology annotation, biological process: protein folding; response to endoplasmic reticulum stress. NCBI's taxonomy places the organism in Eukaryota, Viridiplantae, Streptophyta, Bryopsida, Funariales, Funariaceae. Gene Ontology annotation, cellular component: endoplasmic reticulum. Gene Ontology annotation, molecular function: protein disulfide isomerase activity.